Molecule: messenger RNA, 750 nt
Organism: Colletotrichum truncatum
Lineage: Eukaryota; Fungi; Ascomycota; Sordariomycetes; Glomerellales; Glomerellaceae
Source: RefSeq, a predicted model, not a curated record
AUGAACGAGGAUUCUUCUCCUGCUGCUGAUCGCCCGCAGCGUGUAAACAAGCGGGUUGCUCGCGCUUGCGAUUACUGUCGCAAGAAAAGGCUGUACAACGCCCAAUGUACCUGGCGCGACCGUGAGUCGCGCCGAACCCCGCCCAAGAAUUCAACGCAACAUCGGAAGCGCGAGGAGGCUGCUGAAGUCGUCGCCUCCGUCGACACCGCCGCAACGGCUGACCUUACUCAAAGCCAGCGCGAGGGUGUCUCUGGUCCUUCAAUAGAUCCAGCUCUAGAGCUUGCAGUGAACCCGCUGACUGAUCCAUUUAAUGGGUUCGUAACCGGCCUAGGAGAGUUGCAUUGGACUCGCGGCCCAGAGUAUGAAGCCUGCAAUUCCUCUCCCGACUUCGAUAAUGCACUCCACGAGCUUGGCAUCGGCAUGUCUGCUCCUUUGUGGGGUCUCGAAGGGGCUCCAGCUCUAAAUACGCCGGGAGUCCAACCUAGCCUCAUCGGCACGAACUACGACCAAGUAGGGUGUUCCGGGGAUCAAGGAAUAUAUGGUAAUGUGGGGCGCCGGGAAGCUUCUUCGUCGGUUUCGUUCUCCCAUUCAUCCAUUUCAGAGCCCGACACGGCGAGCGGCAAGGUUGCGGGCAUCCAGUCACUGACCAGAAAAGAAGCAAUUGGAACUGAGGCACAGGCCUCGAUACCCCCGGGCGUUUUGGUCCGGAAGAACGAAGUUUGUACCAAUCUCAUCGGUACAGUUUUGUAA